Molecule: messenger RNA, 2395 nt
Organism: Mobula hypostoma (lesser devil ray)
Lineage: Eukaryota; Metazoa; Chordata; Chondrichthyes; Myliobatiformes; Myliobatidae
Gene: ints11
Product: integrator complex subunit 11
Exons: 18
Coding region: 157-1962 (601 amino acids)
Biological process (GO): snRNA processing
Cellular component (GO): nucleus
Molecular function (GO): RNA endonuclease activity
Source: RefSeq, a predicted model, not a curated record
GUCGCGUCUGACUUUCUUGGAUCACAGAACUGGAUUCCUGGAUUCCACCACUUUUUACAUUUCUCACAAAGUUAUUUGAUGCCAUCAAUUAUUCCCUAACCUGCAGGAUGAGUGGCUGACCUCACUUCGAUCUGGCUGAGGGAAACCGGGAAUAAAAUGCCUGAAAUAAAAGUCACGCCCCUGGGGGCUGGCCAAGAUGUGGGCCGUAGCUGCAUAUUGGUCUCAAUCGGUGGGAAAAAUGUGAUGCUGGAUUGCGGAAUGCACAUGGGGUUUAAUGAUGAUAGACGCUUUCCUGAUUUCUCUUACAUAACCCAGAAUGGAAGACUCACAGAAUUUCUGGACUGUGUCAUUAUCAGCCAUUUUCACCUAGACCACUGUGGUGCCCUUCCUUACAUGAGUGAGAUGAUUGGUUAUGACGGCCCUAUUUACAUGACUCAUCCCACAAAAGCCAUUUGUCCAAUUCUUUUAGAGGACUAUAGGAAGAUUACGGUUGAUAAGAAAGGAGAGACCAACUUCUUUACUUCUCAGAUGAUAAAAGACUGCAUGAAGAAAGUUGUAGCCAUCAACCUCCAUCAGACAGUCCAGGUUGACGAUGAACUUGAAAUAAAAGCAUAUUACGCUGGCCACGUGCUGGGUGCAGCCAUGGUUCACAUCCGGGUGGGCUCAGAGUCUGUGGUGUAUACUGGUGACUACAACAUGACACCAGAUCGACAUCUAGGAGCUGCUUGGAUUGACAAAUGUCGCCCUGACUUAUUAAUCUCAGAAUCUACAUACGCCACGACCAUCCGAGACUCAAAGCGGUGCCGAGAAAGAGAUUUUCUGAAGAAAGUGCAUGAUGCGAUAGAGAGGGGUGGAAAGGUGCUGAUUCCAGUCUUUGCCCUUGGACGAGCCCAGGAACUUUGCAUCCUGCUGGAGACCUUCUGGGAGAGAAUGAACUUGAAGGCACCAAUCUAUUUCUCGACUGGACUGACAGAAAAAGCCAACCAUUAUUAUAAAUUAUUCAUUACGUGGACCAAUCAAAAAAUUAGGAAGACCUUCGUGCAGAGAAACAUGUUUGAGUUCAAACACAUCAAGGCAUUUGAUAGGGCGUAUGCUGACAACCCUGGACCAAUGGUUGUGUUUGCCACACCAGGCAUGCUUCACGCUGGGCAGUCCCUGCAGAUUUUCAGGAAGUGGGCAGGCAAUGACAAAAACAUGGUUAUUAUGCCAGGAUAUUGUGUGCAAGGAACAGUGGGACAUAAAAUUCUUAGUGGACAACGGAAACUUGAAAUGGAGGGGAGACAAACUCUGGAAGUGAAGAUGCAGGUGGAGUACAUGUCAUUCAGUGCACAUGCUGAUGCUAAAGGCAUCAUGCAACUCAUUCGUCAAGCAGAGCCACAGAAUGUGCUGUUGGUUCACGGAGAAGCAAAGAAAAUGGGAUUUCUCAAACAGAAAAUCGAGCAGGAAUUUAGUAUUAAUUGUUACAUGCCAGCCAAUGGAGAAACAGCUACAAUAGUUACCAAUCCCAAUAUUCCGGUGGAUAUUUCGCUCUGCUUGCUCAAGAGGGAUUCAGUUCUUGGCCCACUACCUGAUCCAAAGAAACAGAAGCUAAUGCACGGCACACUGAUUAUAAAGGAUAAUAGCCUUCGUCUAGUUACGCCUGAGCAGGCUGUAAAAGAGUUGGGUCUCAGCGAGCAUCACCUUCGCUACACCUGCAAAGUUCAGAUGCAAGACCAUCACUCCGAACAGGACACCUUAAACCGAAUAUACAAUCAUCUCAAAAACAUCUUGAAGGAUUAUCCUAUUCAACACCUCCCUGAUGGUUCUGUGAUGGUGGAAUCGAUUCUCAUUAAAAUCAGUGCAAUGUCUGAUGACCAGAGCACUAAAGAUGUGUUGGUUUCAUGGACUUACCAGGAUGAGGAGUUGGGCAGUUACCUGAUAACACUUUUGAAGAAAGGUCUCCCUCAGUCUAUUGCGCUCUGAUCUGCAGGCUGUGAAAAUAAUGAAGUAAAAUGGUCCAUAAGGAUUACUGUUUUGAUAUUUUUGUAUUUGCUCCGUCUAAAUAGUCACACACAGCAGGAUCCAGUGAGAUAUGCUAAAUAUGAUGUGGUUCUUGGAAAUGUAAUGGAAACUUGCCCUGACGGAAUUCACAAAUCCCAAAAGAUCUGGAAUAUGGAAUUAAAAAUUCAUCCCCACAGAACUUAUCUGGAAUGAAAACAAUUUUUCUUGACACAUAUGCAUGUGCUCUGUGUUAUGUAAAUCAGGAGACGGACAGCUUUUUAGAAAUGCUUCCCAACCCCGUCGUAAUGCAGGGUCACCUGCUGUCUGUUGGAAAUCAAGAAGAGCUGCCUCAUAUUCUUGAUUUGUUUCAGUUCGCUGUUUUUACCAGAAUAUGUUUGUAAAAUAAAUUUUAAAA